GAAGAGGAAGCCAAACAGCUUGUGCGAGAUGCCAUCGCGGCCGGCAUAUACAAUGACCUGGGCUCUGGCAGCAACAUCGACGUCUGCGUUAUAAGCAAGAACAAGCUGGAUUUUCUCCGUCCGUAUGACGUGGCCAACAAAAAGGGAGACAGUGCCUCUUCUUACCGGGAGAGGCUACAGGAAGGUGUGUCUGAGCGCUGGAGGCCAGGAGCUGGGAACCCGCCGUGCAGACAUUCCUGGGCAGCCCGCAGGAGCAUGUCCCAAGGCAGCAACUGGAAUAUUCAUGGCAUCAGCAGUCAGCCUGCAGCUGAAGCUUCGCUUCCAGCCCGCAUUUCCGAGGCGAAGGAAACGUGCCGCUGGCUCCGGAGCAUCACGGAAAACUCCGCCACACGGAGACGUUCGCUCCUGAAGGAAAACACGUACAUCCAGACCGAGGUAACCACCGGCCGUGGGAAGAACAACCUUGCUGCUGCAGGCAGCCGCCGCGACGCUUCCGGCCUUCCAGAAACACGCCCCUGCCCGCACGCUUUACCCGGCCUGGCUGCUGGGAGACACCGACACACCCUGCCCUUCGGCCACCCGCUCCAGAAGCAUCUGGAAAUCCAAUCUUUACAAAUCG
This is a messenger RNA of Eurypyga helias (sunbittern), 619 nucleotides long. RefSeq lists its product as uncharacterized. The record is from RefSeq and is a predicted model, not a curated record. The annotation marks the transcript as partial. The transcript is spliced from 4 exons. Lineage: Eukaryota; Metazoa; Chordata; Aves; Eurypygiformes; Eurypygidae.